UGCCCUCUGUUGGUCAUGUCCUGAAAGUUCCGUUUAACGUACCGUGGUCCGGAACGUUCCGUGUGGUGUUUUGUUUCCCUCCAGACACGUUUGAAUGUAUCACGGCGCAAAAAUAAAACAACUUUGGACUCUUGCAGCCAUGUACCGUUGUAUGUCAGGCUUAUUUCGAGUAAAUGGAAGGACAUGCUUCACAAACCAAUUAUGCACCCAAAGACUGUCAAGGACCACAGAAAAGAAUUGCUGUCUAUGUCAGUGCACUCAUAUCAGUUCACUGAAAUACCUGAGACACAGUCUGCAGCCCCCCUGCACACAUCAGGCAGUGUUACACCGGUGCAUAAGCUCGAGUGUACGCAGAAGAAGCUUGCCAAGUGCCUUUCCGGUAGUAGAUGGAGCAUGCCAGCUUAUUCACAGACAUGUAUUUGAAGCAAAUUUACAGAACAGCCAGGCAUGUCAGCAAAGGUAUCUAGAGCUUAAGGAGAAAGUGUUAAAGGGAGGUGGGGAAAAUGCCAUUGCCCGACAUACACAGAGAAACAAGAAGGUUCUAGUCAGAGACAGGCUUCAAAUGCUGUUGGAUGAUGAUGAUUAUCUAGAGCUGUCUCCCUUUGCUGGAAUGGGUUUACCCUAUGGGGACAUCCCAUCAGCUGGCUGUCUCACAGGUAUUGGUAAAAUAAAUGGGCUGUGGUGUGUGUUCAUCGCUAAUGAUGCCACGGUGAAAGGAGGCACAGCAUACCCUAUUACAGUAAAGAAACAGCUUCGGGCCCAGGAAGUGGCCGUACAGAAUCGGCUCCCCUGUGUCUACUUGGUUGACAGUGGGGGUGCUUUUUUACCUCUUCAGUCAGAUAUAUUUCCUGAUAAGAACCAUGGUGGCCGUGUUUUUUACAAUGAAGCUAUAAUGUCAGCAAUGAAGAUUCCACAGGUGGCAGUGGUGUGUGGGUCAUGCACAGCUGGUGGAGCCUAUGUCCCCACUAUGGCAGAGGAGGCGAUCAUUGUGCACAGGAUAGGGACCAUAUUUUUAGGUGGCCCUCCACUAGUGAAAGCUGCUACAGGUGAAGAAGUGACUCCUGAGGAUCUUGGAGGGGCCAGGGUGCACUCAGAGGUGAGUGGCUGUGUUGAUCAUUUUGCUGCUGUGGAGAGUGAGGCAUACGAGUGUACAAGGAACGUCAUCUCCACUCUGAACUUCAAGCUCCCAGAGGAGGACAGUGCUGAGAUUGAGGAGCCCCUGUAUAAUGCUGAGGAGCUUAUGGGCCUCGCACCAAAGAGCUACAAUUUCAGCAUGGAUGUCAAACUGAUUGUGAGUCGGCUGACUGAUGGCAGUCGGUUUCAGGAGUUUAAGUCUCGCUAUGGUACCACUCUUGUGACUGGAUUUGCCAAAAUUGAAGGACAUUUGGUUGGCAUGGUUGCCAAUAACGGCAAGCUAACAUAUGAAGCCUGUCUGAAAGGAAGCCAUUUUGUUCAGCUGUGUGAGCAAAGAGACAUCCCUCUCAUCUUCCUUCAGAACACGGCCCCAGAGCCUUUGCACACUCUCUCCCAAGACAAGGCAGAGUCCAACACUAUGGUACUCAAAGCUCAGGGAUCCAUGAUGUCUGCUGUGGCCUGUGCUUCUACUCCUAAGAUCACUGUGGUCAUCGGAGGCUGCCAUGGUGGUGACAGCUAUGCUAUGUGUGGAAGGGCUUUUGACCCCAACUUCCUGUUUCUGUGGCCCAAUGCUAGAGUGUCGAUUUUAGCCCCAGGCCACGCCGGUGGAUUGGUGCAGGAUGAAGAGGAGGCCAAACACAUUAAUGAGCAGCUGAAAGAAGAGAGCUCAGCAUUCUUCUCAUCGGGCAGACUAUGGGACGAUGGCGUGAUUCUUCCACAAGAUACAAGGAAGGUGUUGGGCAAAUGUUUAAAAAUCAUCAAGCAACAGGAGUACCAGCUAUCUCGAGGAAAACCAAAAUCUAUCCCUCUUCGAAUGUAACAUCUAUGGAAAAAAACAUCUUACUAAAAAUGUUUGGGCUACUUCCAAUCAUGAGGAAUACCCCUGUAAACCAGCAAGGCAGGAGCCCUGUUUUUGCAUGGAGAAAAAAAUAUAUAUAUUUGUACAUAUAAAUGUAUUUUAUGCUACUGUGAACAUCAAGUGCUCUCAGCAUAGGAAAGAGUUCUUUGCUGGCAUUACCAUGGUUCAUAUCUGUUAACAAUAUUUUUUAAAAGCUUAAUUCUUUUUAAUUUUAAAUUUUAAUUUUUAGUGUCUUCCAACUAAACUAUGGCGUCAUCUGUGCAAUUGAAUAUGAGAUGUUUAUUUGUGGUGUGGAUAUACUGUAUAUGCAGCUAUUUUUUCACUUGACAGUAUCUGUAGAUAUUCAUAACAAGCUGGUCAGUACCAAAUCACCUGCAGGCAAAUUUAAUCGCCUCCUCUGUUCAAGGGUGAGAGUGUGUGUGUAGAGGAUGCUGUUCUGGCUUGUUAUUGUGUCUGAAAAAGAAGCCCUUCUAGGGCCAGGGUCCUUAACUCCAGUCCUGAGGACCCACUAAUCUGCACAGGUUCCCUGUAUGGGGAAAUAUAAAUGGUUAGUAAGGAAAACUUGAAAUUGUGCAGGGCAUUGGGUCCCCAAGAUAAAUUAAGAAAUCCUGCUCUACAAUCCCAGAAAAAAAAGUGUUUUCUAAGAGUUUUUUAGAUGGUUAGCUUCCUAAAAGCAUCCAGUGUAGAACCUGCUCCUAAAGGGAAACACACUGUUUUAGGGUUCUACGUAGAAUCUUUAAUGGUUCCUGCAGAGACACCAACCGAGGAAAGCUGUAACCUUUUUUAAGGUGUAGGCACAGCCGUUUAUUUACUUAAUGUAUUGGACAUGUAUGCCUUUUACAAAACAAACUGAAUGAAAAUGACAAACGCUAAAAAUUAUUCAGAAUCAGGCUCUAUAAAACUAUCAUUCUUAGUAACUGUUGUACAUACGCUCCUAAUCAAAAGGGUUCCCUGUGUUUUUUUUGGUUUUUUUUGGAAAGUUAAGGAUCAUUGCCUUCCUAAAUGGGUUUACUUGAACCCCUCUCCGAUAGGGAAACCCAAACUCUCAGUAGUAUGGUUCUGCAGAGAGUCUUUUAAUGUUCAACCCUCACGAUAAAACGAAGAAACAUGGUGCUAGACUGAACUUUUCUUUCUAAGAGUGUGUGUUGCAGUUACUAAUUGCUGUAUUACUUUUUCUGUACAUGAAUAAUAUUAAAAUUUCUCCUGUGGAAGAAAUGCAGUAGAUGUCUGUUGAAUUUUACCUUUUAAUAAAGCUGAAAAAUGUUAGCUUACUUGAA
Pangasianodon hypophthalmus (striped catfish) is the source of this 3270-nucleotide messenger RNA. Its product is annotated as methylcrotonoyl-coenzyme A carboxylase 2. Bases 95 to 1954 code for a protein of 619 amino acids. Lineage: Eukaryota; Metazoa; Chordata; Actinopteri; Siluriformes; Pangasiidae. The transcript has 13 exons. Gene Ontology annotation, biological process: L-leucine catabolic process. Gene Ontology annotation, molecular function: methylcrotonoyl-CoA carboxylase activity. Gene Ontology annotation, cellular component: methylcrotonoyl-CoA carboxylase complex; mitochondrion. The record is from RefSeq and is a predicted model, not a curated record.